Molecule: messenger RNA, 1629 nt
Organism: Girardinichthys multiradiatus
Lineage: Eukaryota; Metazoa; Chordata; Actinopteri; Cyprinodontiformes; Goodeidae
Exons: 4
Coding region: 145-897 (250 amino acids)
Source: RefSeq, a predicted model, not a curated record
CAACCAUAACGCGGAAGAUUUUUUUUUUCUUUUCAGGGUCCGCGUGACACUGACGUCAUGUGGAAUGUGAACGACAAAAAAAACUUAAUGAGAAAACAAUAAGUGGCCUAAAAACAAGCCAAGGGACACCGAAGCUGGAGAAAAAUGCUCCGUCUGCUCUGCUGUUGCUGCGUCUCAAGCGACAACCUCAGCGAGAGGCAGCCUCUGUUGCAGCCUGGAUCUCCAUCUGAAGUGAAUGAAGCUAAAUCAGCCAGACAGGCGCCCUCAGCUGACAAUGAUGCACAGACUGUGAAAAGGAUUGGGAAGCUGCUGAUGAGACGACUGAAUGUGCCAGAGUUGGAUCUGAGUUUUACCGAGAUGGCAGAGACGUUCAAUGAGCAGCAAAAAAGCUAUGAAGCCAUGGUUGAACACAUCAGAAAGCUGACACAGAUCUGUGACAGCACGAAUGUUGAUAACCUGGCCUUUGCUGAAUGCAUAAGGAAGAUUAGGAAGGAGCAGGAGACUACAUACAGGGUGUAUUUGAAGAUGAAGGGCUAUGACUUCUCCCUCACAUUGGAUCCUGUGGGCCCAGAGGGAGACACUGAGGAUGAACCAUUGCCUCUAAGUCUGCAGUCGGCACAGAAUGAAGUCGGGGGCAUUUCUGACAGCGCUAAAGCCACCAUUUCUAAGGGUACAACGCUUCUGCGGCUUAUCGACUGGCUGCUCCAGAGCCACAUUCAAAUGGCUGAGCAAGUGAAGGGGGCAGCAGAAACCUACCAAGAACAAGGACGACUGAAUAACAACCUGGAGGAGAACAUGAAGGAAGUUAGGAGGGCAAAGGAGUUAUCGCAGAGUUACAGGCAACAGGUUGAGGAAGUUUACUCUGAGGCUGCACAAAUAGCAGGGAUAGACAUGUAAUUCCUGCUGCUUUUAAAUUGUUAAUUUACACCUAAAAAGAUCACAUAUAUCUGUUUGAUUUAUAUUAUCUGCUACAGUUGAACUACAAAUUUUAUAAAUGUUCUGCCUUUACAACUUUUGUGCAAUGCGUGCUGCAAGAUCUGGAAAUCUUACAUUUAAAAUUAUCUUUUAAAUGUUUAUACAGCAGAAAAGCAAACAAACAAAAAACUAGUGUGUGGGUAUAGAUGUGCAUAAGGACUGAGACAGCAAAACACAUUGCAUGACUGUUUUUAAAAGGUUGCAGUGGCCAAGUGACCAAAUUUAUUAUUGGCAAACAGAAUUUUAAUCUGCCCAUCUCCUGCAGAUUUUGGGCAAGAGGCAGGGGAUGCCUCAGACAUGGGAAAAUGCAGAAAUAUAUUCAUUCAUUUAGUUUGUGAUUAUAUUCUUUUUUCUAUCUACCCUUGGUAGAUUGUUUUAUGUUUCUUUGAUGUAGUUACUACAUUAUAAUGAAACCUGGGGCCCACAGAUUUUUUGGACCACAUAUUUUAUGCUUAGUGGAAAUCUUCGGUAACCUGUCUUGUGUUUAAUUUUCCUAAGUAUAUGUAAGUAUGAACUAACAGAGGGGGGCAGCAGAGAGUCUGUCCUGUUGGGCUUUGUCGCAUUUUUUAGACCUUACUGGCAGAACCUGUAGUAAACAGUCGAAAAAUGUUUUUUUUAAAUCCAGGUAUUUUAUAAUAAAUAUGCGGAUAUUUC